AAACCAACUCAAAGCCGAACUUUUUUUUUUUUUAAGUUGUUCUGCCGGAGUCAGGCCUGCCUUUCACGUCAGCGUCGAGCGCUGGAAGAAAUGACUCCUGUGCGUUAGGGUUUGCCGUGGUUUUCAGAGCAGACCUGGUGGGGCUUUGGUCGGAGGAGUCCUCUCUUCUGCCAGCUGUGCUCCUCUAUAAACAGCAGCUCCGCGGGCUUCCCGUACCCACAUGCUUCUAAUUUGGAUGAAUGCAGUUGCUGUUGUCUGUGUACCGGCUUGAAGCAGUUCAUUGAGAGAGACACAGUGUGCCACGCAGUGCAGUCUGUGUGAAAAGGACUUGGACUCAGAAAAGAUAGUAGCGAGCCAGCCGGAGGAAGAAGACCACCAGAGCAGCCAUGCCGCCAGCGAUCGGAGGGCCCGUGGGCUACACCCCUCCUGAAGGGGGCUGGGGUUGGGCCGUGGUGGCAGGGGCCUUCAUCUCCAUCGGCUUCUCCUACGCCUUCCCCAAGUCCAUCACUGUCUUCUUCAAGGAGAUCGAGGUCAUCUUCAACGCCACCAGCAGCCAGGUGUCCUGGAUCUCCUCCAUUAUGUUGGCCGUCAUGUAUGGAGGGGGCCCGGUCAGCAGCAUCCUGGUGAAUAAGUACGGCAGCCGUCCUGUCAUGAUGGUGGGGGGCUGCCUGUCUGGCUGCGGGUUGAUUGCCGCCUCCUUCUGCAACACGGUGGAGGAGCUGUACUUCUGUGUGGGCGUGGUGGGAGGCCUAGGGUUAGCCUUCAACCUCAACCCCGCCCUGACCAUGAUCGGCAAGUACUUCUACAAGAAGAGGCCCAUAGCCAACGGCAUCGCCAUGGCGGGCAGCCCUGUCUUCUUGUCCACCCUGGCUCCCCUCAACAGCUGGUUCUUCGACCAGUUCGGCUGGCGGGGCAGCUUCCUCAUCCUCGGGGGCCUGCUGCUCAACUGCUGCGUGGCGGGGUCUCUGAUGCGACCCAUCGGGCCCAAACCCCAGCCCGCCAAGAGGCCCGAGCCCGGGAAAGGGGGGGAGGACAGGAUGACGGUGAUGCAGAGAAUCAACUCCUUCAUCGACCUGACGCUCUUCACCCACCGCGGCUUCCUGCUCUACCUCCUGGGCAACGUCAUCAUGUUCUUCGGCCUCUUCGCGCCCCUCGUCUUCCUCAGCAACUACGCCAAGAGCAUGGACAUCUCCAAGGACAAGGCGGCCUUCCUGCUCUCCAUCCUGGCCUUCGUGGACAUGGUGGCACGGCCCUCCAUGGGCCUGGUGGCCAACACGGCAAAGGUCCGGCCGCGGAUCCAGUACUUCUUCGCCGCCUCCGUCCUGUACAACGGCGUGUGCCACGUGCUGGCGCCCAUCUCGGUGGACUACACCGGCUUUGUCAUCUACGCCAUCUUCUUCGGCUUCGCCUUUGGCUGGCUGAGCGCUGUGCUCUUCGAGACGCUGAUGGACCUGGUGGGCGCGCAGCGGUUCUCCAGCGCUGUGGGCCUGGUCACCAUCGUGGAGUGCGCCCCGGUUCUGCUGGGCCCACCGCUGCUGGGCAGGUUGAACGACAUCUACCACAACUACAAGUACACCUACUGGGGCUGCGGGAUCGUCCUGAUCGUGUCCAGCGUCUUUCUGUUUGUGGGGAUGGGGAUCAAUUACAGGCUGCUGGACAAGGAGAAGAGAGAGGAGGAAAGGAAGGCCAAAAGCGAGACCAACGCGGACGCUGCAGCCAAGGACAGGGAGCCCGACAACGAGGUGGCGCUGCCCCUGGCGGCCGCUGACAUGUCCAAGAUGGCGGAAGACACUGUGUAACAAUGCGUUUUUCACUCCAAGGGGGCCCUUCUCUAGUCUUCCACCCUAGUCCGUCCACGGUGAAAAAGCGUACAUCUAGUACACAGAAACCCCCCCCACUGGGGUUCAGUAGACAGCAGUGUAUAUUAAGGAAAGGUGACCAAGCCCCUCCCAUCCCACUCUCCUGGCCAGUACCCUGGCCUUCACCCCCUCACCAAGUGCUAAGCAGUGACUUGUAAGUGCCUCAACCCCAGAGUCUCCAGCACUC
Messenger RNA from Megalops cyprinoides (Indo-Pacific tarpon), 2046 nucleotides. Its product is annotated as monocarboxylate transporter 1-like. The transcript is spliced from 5 exons. Lineage: Eukaryota; Metazoa; Chordata; Actinopteri; Elopiformes; Megalopidae. Bases 387 to 1799 code for a protein of 470 amino acids. Gene Ontology annotation, molecular function: monocarboxylic acid transmembrane transporter activity. Gene Ontology annotation, cellular component: membrane. Gene Ontology annotation, biological process: transmembrane transport; monocarboxylic acid transport. The record is from RefSeq and is a predicted model, not a curated record.